AUGAAUAUCUCGUUGCGUAUUGUUAUCAACAACGAAGGCAAAGAAGUUGAUCAGACUAAAUAUCGCGGCAUCAUUGGCUCAUUGUUAUACUUAACUGCAAGUAGGCCCGAUAUAUCAUUUGCCGUGGGAGUAUGUGCUCGUUUUCAAGCAAAUCCCAAAGAAAGCCAUCUAAGCGCAGCAAAGAAGAUUUUAAGAUACCUCAAGGGCACGCAAAGUGUUAGACUUUGGUACCUGAAGGGUGGAUCAUUUGAACUCGUUGGUUAUUCUGAUACUGAUUUUGCCGGAUGCAAAAUAGACAGAAAGAGUGCAUCUGGGACAUGCCAAUUCUUAGGGGGAAGGCUUAUCUCAUGGUUCAACAAGAAGCAAAAUUCUAUAGCCACGAGUACUGUAGAAGCCGAGUACAUAGCGGCUGGAAGCUGUUGUGCACAAAUAUUAUGGAUGGUGCAACAACUCAAGGAUUAUGGUGUUACAGCACGAGAAGUGAGCAUUAUGUGUGACAACACCAGUGAUAUUCUAUAUGUCUUUUUGUAUACAUCACUCAAUGAGCAUUUGAUGGCAUGUCCUUUAGUGUAA
Messenger RNA from Ipomoea triloba (trilobed morning glory), 573 nucleotides. Its product is annotated as secreted RxLR effector protein 161-like. Bases 1 to 573 code for a protein of 190 amino acids. NCBI's taxonomy places the organism in Eukaryota, Viridiplantae, Streptophyta, Magnoliopsida, Solanales, Convolvulaceae. The record is from RefSeq and is a predicted model, not a curated record. The transcript has a single exon.